UGGCUCAGUCUGGCGUGGCGCGUUUGUUGCGCCGCGCGCCUGGCGUUCCGGCGCUCCGGCGCUGCGCGCCUCGCGAAGGAUGGAUGAGCUGUUGCCCAAUCCUGAUGAUUGCAGCAAAUUCGAGCCCAAUGCCUUCAAGAAGGAGAAAUGCAAACAGUGCGGACGGCCUUGGACAGAGCACAAAGGUGUGAUCUCGGAGGAGCAUCUCCAGAACUUCUUGAAGUUGAAGCAAAAAGCUCAGGAAGACAAGGACAAGAAGGAGGCUGAAGCGCAGCAGGCCAUUGCGGCCAAGAAAGCCGCGAAGAAGCGAGCGAGCCAGGAUGCUAACGACGACUGGUUCUUGGAGGACGAUAAGAAGGCACCUGCUGUGCUAGAUUACGAUUCUGACGAUGACGUCGGCUUCCGCAUGUUUGGUCAAGAUUCGCUGCCUGCCGAGAUGUUUGGGCGAAAGUCGGAGACCGUCAGGGAGGUCAAGGUUGUCAACUUGAUCGACUGGGGCGAGUGCGACAUUGCCGACAAGGAGGAGGCCUUUGGCGCUGGUGAGGCGACAGGAAGCUCUGUCAGCACACGAGCUCCGCCUGUGGAGGCCAGGCCUCUGGAGCAACCAGGCGACUUCAGCUUCCAGGAGCCCAGCAAGCCUGCUUUUCAGCACGGUGGCCAUGGCAAUCAGGACAUGCUGACAGAGAUCCAGCAUUUGCGGCAGAUGCUUGCUGAUGCCAACGAGGAGAAAGCCAUUCAGGUCGCCAUCGUGCGCGACGAGGUUGUUGAAAAGCAGCAACAGGUGGCGGAGUUGACUCGUCAAAAGAACGAGAUGGAGGCCAUGCUCAGAGAAGCACGGGCGAAGCUCGACUCCUGUGAGGACAAGGAGGCCACAGUGAAAGUGGACCAAGUAGAGGCAGCCUGUCAGGCAGAGCGCCUGGAGGCUGAAAACCACGCCGAGAAAGUUGAUAAAGCAGAGGCGGAGCAGCUUGCAGCCCGCCUUGCGGAGGCCGAGGCAAAGCUCGAGGCUGCCCAAGUCCAGCUGGCGGCGAUGCCGGCGCCGGCGCCCGCAGAGCUGCCGGCUGUCAGCUCCGGUGAUGCUCCAGAAGCGCUUAGAGCCGCGUCCGAGCUCUGGGAGCUUUGCAGCCGCACCUGCCGCACCUUGGGGCUGGAAGGCGAGGCCUCCGAGACGGCGGCCUCGACGGCCUCCGACUCCCUGCAGGCGGAGCUGCAGCGGUGCCGCGAGCGGGCCGCCACGGCGGCCAGCGCCGCGGAGCAGGCGGCGGCGGAGAGGAGGCAGCUGACGGCAAAGUUGGAGGAGCUCGAGCGAAGACCAGCGGCCUCACCGCAGGAAGCUCAAGCUGCCAAGGCUUUGCGGGACGUCCGCCUGCAUGCAGAGCAACAGCUCGCGUGGGUUCUGCAGCGGAUGAGUGUAAGUCACAAUCAUCAGGCCGAGUUGCAGAAGCUCGGUUCCGUGAGCGCCUGAUUCGGUUGUAAGUCGCCUGAAUUCGAUCGGGGCCGGGCCCUUCUGCCCGGCCCGGGGGUUGAUCUGAGAUCAUUGGGAUCGAAGGUCCCCUGAACUUCCCCGAGGCUUUAGGGUGCAUUCCCC
This is a messenger RNA of Effrenium voratum, 1588 nucleotides long. The record is from the annotation of a GenBank genome assembly. NCBI's taxonomy places the organism in Eukaryota, Dinophyceae, Suessiales, Symbiodiniaceae.